Molecule: messenger RNA, 2207 nt
Organism: Chenopodium quinoa (quinoa)
Lineage: Eukaryota; Viridiplantae; Streptophyta; Magnoliopsida; Caryophyllales; Amaranthaceae
Product: putative pentatricopeptide repeat-containing protein At1g12700, mitochondrial
Exons: 1
Molecular function (GO): protein binding
Source: RefSeq, a predicted model, not a curated record
UUGUUUCCAGAAUUACAGAGUAUACAUGAACAUGAUCAGGUCUAUAUCAGACCUGAUCAUGUUGGAGAAGCUUUUCUUCGUCCUUGUUUUCAUGGCGCCACUUUAAUCAAGCUUCGUCCUCUUCAUUUUCAUGGCAGAUCCUCAAGUAAGCUUCUCCAUUUCUCUAUUCCUUUUCCCUUUUUCGAUUUCACUUUACCCCUGCUCCAUUCGCCCUCUAUUCACCUUUCUUUUCUGUUUCCUUCCCGAAAUUACACCAAUUACGCUACUCAAGACUUUGAUUCUGAUUUUGAUGACCCCAAAUUAUUUCUGAAAUUUGUUAGACAACAAUCCAAAUUAGGGUUUACUAAUGUUGAAAUCCCCCUUUCCCUCUUUCACCGUAUGAAAUCGAUGCGCCCAAUUCCUGGUAUUAUUGAUUUCAAUAUGCUUUUUUCAGCCAUGUGUAAGAUUAAACCCCACCCCCCUUUCUCCACUGUCAUUUCUCUCUACAAGCACCUCCUUUUGUCUGCUCUCCGUCCUGAUAUUUACUCCCUUAACAUCCUUGCUAAUUGCUACUGUCGUUUGAACUUUGUUGAUUUGGGGUUCUCUGUUCUCGCCAACAUUAUUAAACUUGGUUUUCAACCUAAUAUUGUCACCUUUACUACUCUCAUCAACGGCUUCAUUCACUCUAAUCAAUUUGAGAAAGCCGUUCCAUUGUUGGAUAAAAUUGUCAAGCUUGGCUUCCAACCCACAUUAGUCACCUAUGGUUCUAUGUUCAAAGGUCUCUGUAGGUCCGGUGAUAAUGCCGGUGCUCUCAAACUCCUCAGAAACAUGGAAUCUUAUGGACAUUGUUUGCCUAAUGUUGUCAUUUAUAGCACCAUCAUUGAUAGUCUCUGUAAAGACCAGUUAUUACCUCAGGCUCUCCGCCUUUUCAAGGAGAUGAAAGUCAAGGGAAUUUCCCCUAAUGUUGUCACCUAUACUACCUUAAUUCGAGGUAUGUUAACUUUGGGACAACAGAAAGAGGCUCAAGAAAUGCUGACUGAGAUGUUGAGGAACAACAUAACUCCUACCACUGAGACCUACAGCAUGUUGAUUGAUAUGUAUUGUAAAGAUGGCAAGGUUGGUGAAGCACAGGACAUUUUUGAAUACAUGACUAAGAUAGGAUUGGUUCCUGAUAUCAUCACUUACAGUGCUCUGUUAGAUGGAUAUUGUUUACGUGGUGAGAUGGAUGAGGCAGAAAAGCUUAUGGAUUUGAUAGUUAAAAAUGGUUGCAAACCUGAUGUAGUUACUUACAGCAGCUUAAUCAAUGGCUAUUGCAAGUCUAAAAGAAUUAACAGAGCUCUUGGUCUGCUCCAAGAGAUGCAUUGUAACGGAUUAGCCCCUAAUGUUAUCACGUACAACACUCUUAUAGAUGCCUUGUGCAAAGACAAUCAACUCAAGCUUGCACAUCAAUUUUUCAAGGAAAUGGAAGCUCAUGGACUAAAGCCAGAUGUAAUAACUUGGAACUCAUUACUUGAUGGCAUGUGUAAGAAUGAACAAAUAGAUGAGGCAAUUGCAACAAAGAAGCAAAUAGAGAAUACUGGAGUGGUCCCUAGUAUUAUUACAUACUGUAUUCUAAUGGAUGGUUUGUGUGAAGCUAAUCGCCUUAGAGAAGCGGUGGACAUCUUCUCCUUUCUCACAGCUAAAGGGCUGCAUGAUGUGCGUGCUUACAACAUAAUGAUAAAAGGGUUUUGCAAAGAAGGGUUGCUAGCAAAAGCCGAUGAAUUACUGAAGAAUAUGGAGGACAAUGGAUGCUUUCCAGAUGAAUGCACCUUUAAUACAACUAUUAGAGGAUUUAUUGAUGGAAAGGACAUUAGGAGAGCAUUAGAGCUUGUCAGGUUGAUGAGAAUCAGAGAGUUUGUUGCUGAUAAUCACACGAUAUCAUCAUUUGUGGGCUUAAUCGCUGAUCCAAAUAUCGGUGAUGCAGACAAGGAUUUGCUAAAAAUGUUUUUUGAGAACUGAGUGAGCAAUAGUUAGGAGCAAAGGUGGAAGUAGCAAUGAAUAAAGUAUAUAUGAUCAGCUGUGAUAGAGAUGUGUAACAUCAGGAGGGAAUGUUGUAAAUUAGUAAGUCUUAUAUUUAAUGUGUUUUGAUUGAUUGUAGGCGAAGACCUUAACACUUGUAAUUUGGAACAUAUGAUGCAAAUGUGGAUCAACCUGUAAAUUUUUUAUCUAAUUGCUGCGUUUGCUUUCUA